AUGGCUGCCGGAGGCAGUGGAGGAGGCGGAGCUAGAAAGUCCACCACCAAAAUCGCCACUGCCACCACAAAACGUAAAACCCAGAAACCCCAAAACAAGAGCCUCGACCAACAGAACCUCCUAGCACUCAUUUCCACCGCCACCUCCGCCACUCACUCCUUCCUCUCCCACCACGACCUCCUCCUCCUCCCUUCCCAAUCCCUCGCUCUCGAAUCUCUCCUUUCCUCCUCUUCCCUCCUCUCUCUCCUCCAACCCUCCAAACCUCUCUCCCUCCCUUCUCUUCCUUCUUCUUCAUCACCACCUCCACCACCACAACAACAACAACAACAACAACAACAAUGCUGGUUCCACCGCUUCCUCUCCGCCACUUCCUCCACCGACUACGACCCUCGUUGGUCCCACUUCUUCCACAUCUCCAAACCCUCUUUCUCUCACCUCCUUUCCCUUCUCUCCCCUCUUCUCUCCACCUCUCUUCCUUCCAUCUCUCCCAGUUACGCUCUCGCCGCCACGCUUUACCGCAUGGCUCACGCCGCACCUUACAAGGCGGUGGCACGCCGGUUCGGGUUCAGUUCUGGUUCCGCAGAGGCCUGCCGGGCCUUCUACACGGUGUGUAAGGCUGUGAAUGAGAAACUAGGUGAUUUGUUUGUGUUUAAAGCUGAUAUAGAUAGAAUUAUAGUGGGUUUUGGGUGGAUUUCGUUGCCCAAUUGUUGUGGGGUUUUGGGGUUUGGGAGGUUUGGUGUUGAAGGUGAAGUGUUAGGGAAAAAUGAGUCAGUUUUGGUUCAGGCAUUGGUGGACUCUGAAGGGAGGUUCUUGGAUGUCUCAGCGGGGUGGCCAAGCACGAUGAAGGCCGAUACCAUUUUGCAACAGAGUAAGCUGUAUUUGGGAGUAGAGGAAUCGAGGGAGUUGUUGAAUGGGCCAAGGUAUGAGCUUAGUGAUGGAAAUUCGGUUCCUCAAUACAUAUUGGGUGAAUCUUGCUUCCCUUUAUUGCCAUGGCUUUUGACUCCUUAUAUUAGAGCUAAUGAGGAGGAUAGUUUUGGUUCGUCAGAACGGGAAUUUAAUUCUGUGCAUAGUCGCGCUAUGGGGUUGGUUGGCACAGCAUUUGGGAGGCUUGGGGCUCGGUGGCAGCUUCUAGGGAAGCAAUGGAAGGAGGAGUGUGUUGAGUUUAUGCCGUUUGUUAUUGUUACGGGGUGUCUGCUGCAUAAUUUUCUGAUCAAGUGUAGUGAGCCGAUGCCGGAUGAAAAUGUGAGGUGCUUAAGGGAGAGGAAGCUUCCUGUUCCUGAGGGAGAGCUGGAUGAGAGUGCACAAAGGAUCAGGGAUGUGCUUGCCUCUCAUUUGAGCCGGGUACUCAAAAGGUAAGUCUCCUGCCUUGCAAUGAUGUUUGAUUACGUAGAUGGUUGUAUUUCUUUUCUUUAUUUUCGUGUUGAUUCUUUAUUUAUGAAACUUGUAUGAUGAAAUAGUCUUAGCUUUCUUGCACAUGCA
This is a messenger RNA of Quercus lobata, 1479 nucleotides long. Its product is annotated as LOW protein: nuclease-like protein. NCBI's taxonomy places the organism in Eukaryota, Viridiplantae, Streptophyta, Magnoliopsida, Fagales, Fagaceae. The record is from RefSeq and is a predicted model, not a curated record. Bases 1 to 1356 code for a protein of 451 amino acids. The transcript has 2 exons.